ACAGCGGAAGUGGGGCGGAAGAGGAGCUGAGCGAGCUCCGGUGUACAUGUCUAUAAUUUUUUUCCUCUGUUUAUUAUGUCAAGUAAAUCCGUCUUCAUCCUUUUUUAAACGCUUCUUUUUUUAAAAGAAAAUAUCCGGAGCAUAAAUUUGACACUUCAGGCUUCAGGUCGAGCUUGAUAUUGUGAUCGUGCGACGCUCGGAAUGUUAGAAAACAAAUGGUGAAAAAGCUGGGGUAAUUAUUGAAGGGGAAUUAGCUUUAGCGUUAGCAUUAGCAUUAGCACAGCUGUGAAGCCUGGAGAGUGACUCGAGCUCGGAAGAGAGAGAGACAGAGAGGAUAUAGGCUUCGAGUAUUUAUUUUUUUAAACAUAGUUUUAUCGAUAUAGUUACACACACUCCUUUAUUUUCUCUUGGUAAAGCUAGCUAUUUUGCUAGCUUUGUAAUUUAGUUUUGUUGUUGUUUUACGAUGGAAUUGAGAGUCGGGAACAGAUACAGGCUCGGGAGGAAAAUCGGCUCGGGCUCUUUUGGAGACAUUUACUUAGGCACGGACAUCACGGUCGGAGAAGAAGUCGCCAUCAAGCUAGAAUGCGUGAAGACGAAACAUCCUCAGCUGCACAUCGAGAGCAAAAUCUACAAGAUGAUGCAAGGAGGAGUGGGAAUCCCGACGAUUAAGUGGUGUGGAGCUGAAGGAGAUUACAACGUGAUGGUGAUGGAGCUCCUCGGCCCGAGUCUGGAGGAUCUGUUCAACUUCUGCUCCCGUAAAUUCAGCCUCAAGACUGUUCUACUGCUGGCUGACCAGAUGAUCAGCCGUAUCGAGUACAUCCACUCGAAAAACUUCAUCCAUAGAGACGUGAAGCCCGAUAACUUCCUGAUGGGACUGGGGAAGAAAGGCAACCUCGUUUACAUCAUCGACUUCGGCCUGGCCAAGAAGUACAGAGACGCCCGGACACACCAGCACAUACCGUACAGAGAGAACAAGAACCUGACUGGCACGGCCCGCUACGCCUCCAUCAACACACAUCUGGGCAUAGAGCAGAGCAGAAGAGACGAUCUGGAGUCGCUCGGCUACGUCCUCAUGUACUUCAACCUCGGCUCUCUGCCCUGGCAAGGGCUAAAAGCUGCGACCAAGAGGCAGAAAUACGAACGCAUCAGCGAGAAGAAAAUGUCCACGCCUAUCGAAGUGCUGUGCAAAGGAUACCCGUCCGAGUUUGCGACGUACCUCAACUUCUGCCGCUCCUUACGCUUCGACGACAAGCCCGACUACUCCUACCUGCGACAGCUCUUCAGGAACCUCUUCCACAGACAGGGAUUCUCCUACGACUACGUGUUCGACUGGAACAUGCUGAAAUUCGGAGCGAACAGAGCAGCGGAGGACGCCGAGAGGGAGCGGAGGGAUCGAGAGGAGCGUUUGAGACACGGCAGGAAUCCGGCAGCCAGAGGAAUGCCGUCAGCCUCAAGCAGACCCAGAGGGACACAGGAUGUAGCCCCGCCCGCUCCACUCACACCCACCUCGCACACGGGAAUGGAGCGUGAGAGGAAGGUCAGCAUGCGGUUACACCGCGGCGCUCCGGUGAACAUCUCCUCUUCUGACCUGACCGGCCGACAGGACACCUCACGAAUGUCCACGUCACAGGCUCUGUCCCGCGUCACUCCGAGCGGCCUGCAGUCUGCUGUUCCUCGAUGAGCGUCUGCGCAGCCGCAGUCACCCUUGAGCAAAACAAAGCCACACAGACUCGACUUUUUCUUUUCUUUUUCCUCAACACACUAACACGGUCACUGAGGGAGACGGAGACGUACACACCCCUCUCUCUGUCUGUCUCUCUCUCUCAUCUCUCUCUCUCUCACGCGCAGUCACACUGGAAAUCAAACAGCUGAGGCACGUGGUCUCAACACACUUCACUCUGAUCUACAAAGACCUCUGGAGUGGGUGGGGCUUUGACACAAGGGGGAGGGUUAAGAUGUUUCUCUGCCUGUCAGAGGUGCAGUGGGCGGAGCAUCGCAAGCAGUGCAAAAAAUAAAACUCCUCCCCUGAGCUUCAGAUGGAGCUGUACUCUUACUGAUAGCCAUCGAUCAUGUGUUCCUCUGAACUUUUUUUUUUUUUUUAAAUCCUUUUUUCUUUCCCUCUGGUUUAUUAACAAAUAUUAAACUCGGUUUUCACCAGCUGCGGGUGUGCUGAUUCAUGGGAGAUUAUGUCUGAAAAGUUCUUGCAAAAAAAAAAAAAAUCCAGGUGGAUGAAAGUGCAGUUAGAUGAGAGAGAGUGUUAAUGUGUUUUUUUUUUUUUGGACUUGUUUUUGGGACUUUUAGAUCUGAUCUGUUGUGGGGAGUAACCAGCGUUUUUGACAUUUUGCAGAUUAUUAUUAGUUGUGCGGCGUUUGGGGGGAGAAAUGGGGUUGGAUCACAGCCGCACCGGAAGUCUUUUUUUUUUUUUUUUCCCCCCCUCUCAUGUCCUCCUCCCCUCCUGCAUUCCCAGAAGCUGUGAAGUUCAUGUUGCUGCAGUUGUGUCUCUCUCUCUCAUGGACAUGAGAGGUUUGGGCUUUGUGUCCGUGUGUUUUUUUUUUUUUUUUUUUUCUGUAUUAAAGGACUAGAGCAUGUUGAUUUUGUUGUUCUUUGGAUGGUGUAAUGAUGCAAGAGUCCGGCAGGAUCAAAUACGAUGGUGAUGGAAUGAAGGUGAUCUUCGAGAGGAACGGUUGUCUGUGCCCUUUAAUUUUUUUUUUUUUUUAAACUUCUUGAAUUUUAUUUGCUGAACAUUACCCAGGCUUUUAGAGUGAAUCAAUCUUUGCUGAUGCGUGGAGUUGUUGAAGAAGCAAACACGAUGACGGCUCUUCAGCGUAGUCGAGUGUUUAGGCGUGUCUCUGAGGGGAGGAAGGGCAUUCUGUUGUGUGUAGGAUGUGUAGACUGUGAGGUACUUUUUUUUUUUUGGGGGGGGAGGGUUCCCACCCUCUGUAGCCUCUUGUUCAUGUGUGUAUGUGGCAGGCUGUAGUGUUUAGAGGGAUGAUGAGGACUUUGUCUUUACUACAAUUCACAAGCGGCUGGUGCAAGUGAGAGCACACUUUUUGGGAUCGAGUGAUUCUGGGUUGUUUUUUUCUCCUGACUUGACUGAUUUCAUCACCCAAGCUCCACACUGUGCUGUAUCCAAUGGAAUGAUGGGAAUCUUCCUGCUUGGGAAGGUUUUUUUUUUUUCUUUCAUUUGUAUUGCCACUGUAUUUGUGUAUUUUAAAUUGUGUAAAUAAAUUAAUAAGUACUUGUA
This is a messenger RNA of Neoarius graeffei (lesser salmon catfish), 3244 nucleotides long. RefSeq names its product casein kinase 1, delta a (gene csnk1da). The record is from RefSeq and is a predicted model, not a curated record. Gene Ontology annotation, molecular function: protein serine/threonine kinase activity; ATP binding. Bases 464 to 1681 code for a protein of 405 amino acids. Gene Ontology annotation, cellular component: spindle microtubule; nucleus; cytoplasm. The transcript has 9 exons. NCBI's taxonomy places the organism in Eukaryota, Metazoa, Chordata, Actinopteri, Siluriformes, Ariidae. Gene Ontology annotation, biological process: peptidyl-serine phosphorylation; positive regulation of canonical Wnt signaling pathway; non-motile cilium assembly.